GGUCCUGUGACCGGUCAGGCGGCGUCAGCGGGCGCGGCGGAGGGCGGGCCGGCCUCGGGGGAGUUUCCGCGGCCGCCGGGGGCGCGGCGGCAGAGCGCGAGGCCGGGCAGGGGGCCAGACUCGGAGCCCAGGCGCGCCCGACAGCCGCAGCGCUCAUGGCGGGCGGCGGAGCCGGGGACCCCGGCCUGGGGGCGGCCGCCGCCCCGGCGCCCGAGACCCGCGAGCACCUCUUCAAGGUGCUGGUGAUCGGCGAGCUUGGCGUAGGCAAGACCAGCAUUAUCAAGCGUUACGUGCACCAGCUCUUCUCCCAGCACUACCGGGCCACCAUCGGGGUGGACUUCGCCCUCAAGGUCCUCAACUGGGAUAGCAGGACUCUGGUGCGUCUGCAGCUGUGGGACAUCGCGGGGCAGGAGCGAUUUGGCAACAUGACCCGAGUAUACUACAAGGAAGCUGUUGGUGCUUUUGUAGUCUUUGAUAUAUCAAGAAGUUCCACAUUUGAGGCAGUCUUAAAAUGGAAAAGUGAUCUGGAUAGUAAAGUUCAUCUUCCAAAUGGCAGCCCUAUCCCUGCUGUCCUCUUGGCUAACAAAUGUGACCAGAACAAGGACAGUAGCCAGAGUCCUUCCCAGAUGGACCAAUUCUGCAAAGAACAUGGCUUUGCGGGAUGGUUUGAAACCUCUGCAAAGGAUAACAUAAACAUAGAGGAAGCUGCCCGGUUCCUAGUGGAGAAGAUUCUUGCAAACCACCAAAGCUUUCCUAAUGAAGAAAACGAUGUGGACAAAAUUAAGCUAGAUCAAGAGAACUUGAGAGCAGAGAGCAAAUCCCAGUGUUGCUGAUACAGCUUCUGCUUCUCUUGUGUGUGCCUCAGCUCUGAAGAAGUUCCUGAGAAUGGGUUACGGAUGUCAUGUUAGCUGUGAGUCUGUCUUCCCACAGGUGGCACUUCAAAAGGCAGCACCACUGGGCGCCUGCACUUAUUUGAAAAUGGAACUUUGGGAGAAGUAUCCCUGCUAGUGGCUCUGUAACUUAACAGAUGACAAUUAGGCUUUUGCCAUUGUUGCCAUCAUAUGGAAGAUAAUGUUUACAUCCUUUUAAACAUCUUUUUAUAUGACAGUUCCUCAGGAUUUGGUAAGCCUUCCAAGCUGUAGCUUUCAGUGUAAGUGCUGGGGUGGUAAUAAAAUGUUACCUCCAGUCUUA
Messenger RNA from Symphalangus syndactylus (siamang), 1191 nucleotides. It is a transcript of the gene RAB32, whose product is annotated as RAB32, member RAS oncogene family. Gene Ontology annotation, cellular component: lysosome; Golgi apparatus; late endosome. NCBI's taxonomy places the organism in Eukaryota, Metazoa, Chordata, Mammalia, Primates, Hylobatidae. The record is from RefSeq and is a predicted model, not a curated record. Gene Ontology annotation, biological process: endosome to lysosome transport; phagosome-lysosome fusion. Gene Ontology annotation, molecular function: GTP binding; GTPase activity.